AUGGUUUAUUCAACAUUAGAAGGAGUCCAAGUACUCGCUCCAAUUAAAACUACACCUCAAUAUGAAGGCUCUGCUUCCACAACUCAAGGUGAUAUCUUAACUAAAAGUGCUUUGAAAUUUGUUUCUUUAUUGCACCGUUCCUUCAAUUCUACUAGAAAGCAAUUACUUGAAAAUCGACAAAAAGUUCAAGCAGAAUUAUCAAAAGGUAAAUCAUUAACAUUCCUUGAUGAUGAAGAACUUGUCAAGAUUAGAAAUGACCCAACAUGGACAGGUGCUUUCCCUGGUAUUGGAUUGGCAGAUAGAAGAUCCGAAAUUACUGGCCCACCGGAACGUAAGAUGGUCGUUAACGCCAUGAACACUCCAGUGAAGACUUAUAUGACUGAUUUUGAAGACAGUACGUCUCCUACAUGGGCAAAUGUUAUAGAUGGGCAAGUGAACUUAUAUGAUGUUAUUAGAGGACAAAUUGAUUUUGAGAAUCCUGACAACGGCAAGCUUUACAAAGUUGAUAAAUCCAAGACAGCCCCAGUACUUUUAGUUAGGCCCAGAGGUUGGCAUAUGGUUGAAAAGCAUGUUCUUGUUGAUGGUGAACCAAUCAGUGCCUCCCUUUUUGAUUUUGGUUUAUUCUUCUUUCAUAAUACUAAGCAAUUGAUCACCAAUGGGUUUGGUCCAUAUUUCUACUUGCCUAAGAUGGAGCAUCAUUUAGAAGCUAAGUUAUGGAAUGAUGUUUUCAACGUUGCCCAAGAUACUUUAUUCAUUCCCCGAGGGACAAUCAGAGCCACUGUAUUAAUUGAAACCUUACCUGCUGCGUACCAAAUGGAAGAAAUCAUCUAUCAAUUAAGACACCAUCUGGCUGGUUUGAAUUGUGGAAGAUGGGAUUAUAUUUUCUCAACUAUCAAGAGGUUAAUUAAUGAUCCCUCCAAGGUGUUACCAAACAGAGGUCAAGUGACUAUGACUGUACCAUUCAUGUCUUCCUAUUGUAAGCGUUUAAUUAAUAUUUGUCAUAGAAGACAAGUCCACGCUAUGGGUGGAAUGGCUGCACAGAUUCCCAUCAAAAACGAUAAAGAAAAGAAUGAUAUGGCUAUGGCAAAAGUUAAAGCCGAUAAAUUGAGAGAGGCAACAAUGUACUAUGACGGUACUUGGGUUGCUCAUCCAGCCUUGGCACCUAUUGCUAAUGGUGUAUUUGAUGAGUACAUGCCAACUCCCAACCAGAUCCAUAUCACACCAGAGGCUAAUGUUUCUGAGAAGGACUUGUGUGACACCACUAUUGACGAUAGCUUCAUUACUUCUGAAGGGAUCAGGGAAAACUUAUACAUUGCAUUAUGUUAUAUGGAAGCUUGGUUGAGAGGUUAUGGUUGUGUUCCAAUUAAUAAUUUAAUGGAAGAUGCAGCUACUGCAGAAGUUUCUAGAUUACAAUUGCAUUCAUGGGUUAAGCAUGGCGUUAUUUUGAAAGACACCGGCAAAGCUAUUACACCUGACUUGGUAUCAUCAAUUUUAGCAGAAGAAGUCAAGAAAUUAGAUAACAAUAUUGGUAAUAAGUUUGCCAUUGCUGCAAAGUAUUUGGAGCCUGAAAUAACUGGUGUUACUUUGAGUGAGUUCUUGACGACUUUAAUCUAUGAUGAAGUUGUUAUUGCAGGUGAACCAAUUGAACUUUCUUCAUUGAAGGAGUAA
Messenger RNA from Lizanozyma spartinae, 1668 nucleotides. Its product is annotated as malate synthase. The record is from RefSeq and is a predicted model, not a curated record. Gene Ontology annotation, molecular function: malate synthase activity. Gene Ontology annotation, biological process: glyoxylate cycle. Lineage: Eukaryota; Fungi; Ascomycota; Pichiomycetes; Serinales; Debaryomycetaceae. Gene Ontology annotation, cellular component: cytoplasm; peroxisomal matrix. The transcript has a single exon. The coding region runs from base 1 to 1668 and encodes 555 amino acids.